Telopea speciosissima is the source of this 747-nucleotide messenger RNA. Its product is annotated as high-affinity nitrate transporter 3.2-like. Gene Ontology annotation, cellular component: plasma membrane. The coding region runs from base 37 to 660 and encodes 207 amino acids. Gene Ontology annotation, biological process: response to nitrate; nitrate transmembrane transport. The record is from RefSeq and is a predicted model, not a curated record. The transcript has 3 exons. Gene Ontology annotation, molecular function: nitrate transmembrane transporter activity. Lineage: Eukaryota; Viridiplantae; Streptophyta; Magnoliopsida; Proteales; Proteaceae.
CAGCUGUUCUUCCCUAAUCCCUCCAAACAAUUAGCUAUGGUCUCUCGUCUCCUCAUCGCUUCUCUCCUUCUCUUCUGCUUGGUGGAGAACUGCUAUGGUACUGUGCUCUUUUCUUCGCUCAAACGAACACUGGUGGUCACCGCUUCACCAAAAGCAGGAGAAGUGCUGAAAGCCGGAGAAGAACAAAUCACAGUGAACUGGGGAUUCAACCAGAGCUUCCCAGCUGGGACCGACACGGCGUACAAAAGCGUGAAGGUGAAGCUAUGCUACGCGCCCAUUAGUCAGAUAGACCGUAGCUGGAGGAAGACCAACGACGAUCUGAGCAAGGACAAGACCUGCCCAAACUUAAUCGUAUCCAAACCUUACGAUACUUCGAAGAACAAUGUAGAACAGAGCUUCGAUUGGACCAUUACAAGAGACGUUCCCACAGCAACUUACUUCGUGAGGGCUUACGCUUAUAACUCCGCCGGUGAGGAGGUGGGUUAUGGUCAGACUACGGAUGCUAAGAAGACAACCAACCUAUUCGAAAUCCAAGGGAUCAGUGGGCGUCACGCAUCACUCGACAUCGCCGCUGGUUGCUUCUCUGCUUUCUCCGUGGCGUCGCUGGUUGGAUUUUUCUUUUUGGAGAAGAGGAAGGCAAAGAUGUCGGUGCAGGAGUGAGUGGAACGUUUGAUUUGUUUUCUUUCUUUAAUUAAUCAGUAUUAAGGAGGGAGAUAGUAAUUAUUGUAUAAGAUGUGUUGGUUAAUA